Plectropomus leopardus (leopard coralgrouper) is the source of this 2284-nucleotide messenger RNA. It is a transcript of the gene auh, whose product is annotated as AU RNA binding methylglutaconyl-CoA hydratase. Lineage: Eukaryota; Metazoa; Chordata; Actinopteri; Perciformes; Serranidae. The record is from RefSeq and is a predicted model, not a curated record. Gene Ontology annotation, biological process: fatty acid beta-oxidation. Gene Ontology annotation, cellular component: mitochondrion. Gene Ontology annotation, molecular function: enoyl-CoA hydratase activity.
UGAAGCUGGAGUAUUUAAGCUGUAGGAGGUGAUUGCUGAUGAGACACAGGUGAAUAAGUGUGCCCUGAGUUCAGCACCAGGAAGCCACGCCCCGCCCCUGCAACACAGCGAGAACAAAGAAAAACACCAAGCAUGCACACAGACUGUCACAAGCACUCCACAAAACAAACAAGGCACCACAGAAAACAUUGCUUGUCUAAAAAUAUAAGUGAGACUGUUAAAUGCAUAGUCUAACUGUCAGGGAUUUUGAGGCUGAUAAUUAUAUGUAUAUUUGAAAGUUUAAAGAAAAAAAAUCAAAUAUUUUGGUCGAUGGAUUUUGAAGUCUUGAGUGAGUCAGAUCUCACCGCAGACGACCGCAACUAUAUCAUGUGACAACAGCACGUGACCGGGUUCAAAGUUGAAAGUCAACCAACACUGCGACUCCUCAGCAUGGCGGUCCAAGUGGGACACAGAGCCCUGCUACAAGCGCUCCGCGGGCAGGCGUCUGGCCGGGACGCCGUGCGCCGGCUGGCGGCGGCCUUCACGGGCUGCGGACACUAUGGUCUCUCCGGUCAAGUGUCGGCCUCCUCGCGCCUUAGCGCCCUCGGAGCACGGACACGACACUACAGCUCCGACUCCAAGGAGGACCUGCGAGUCCGACACCUGGACGGAGAGGACGCCGGUAUCGUUGUUGUUGGGAUAAAUCGACCUAAAGCAAAAAAUGCCAUCAGCAAAAAUCUGGUCAAACUGAUGUUUGAGACUGUGGAGGACAUCAAGAAGAAUAACAAAGUGCGCAGCGUCAUUAUAUGCAGUUUGGUUCCUGGCAUCUUCUGUGCAGGUGCAGACCUGAAGGAGAGGGCCAAGAUGCACCAGAGUGAAGUGGGACCGUUUGUUUCCAAAGCAAGAGCUCUCAUCACAGAGCUCGGUAACCUGCCCGUACCAACCAUUGCUGCCAUCGAUGGAGCUGCUUUAGGAGGAGGCUUGGAGAUGGCCCUGGCUUGUGACAUCAGAAUCGCCUCCAACACUGCCAAAAUGGGACUAGUUGAGACCAAACUUGCAAUCAUUCCUGGAGCAGGUGGCACACAGCGUCUACCCAGGGUGAUCGGAGUCUCUCAGGCCAAGGAGCUGAUCUUUGCUGCACGGGCGGUGGAUGGAGCAGAGGCGUGUCGCCUGGGUCUGGUCAAUCAUUCUGUGGAGCAGAACAAGAGCGGAGAUGCUGCUUACCUGCGGGCUCUGGAGCUCGCCCGCGAAAUCAACCCUCAGGGUCCCAUUGCAGUCAGGAUGGCCAAACUGGCAAUCAACCAGGGAAUAGAGGUGGAUUUAGCUACAGGUCUGGCUAUUGAAGAAGCAUGCUAUGCCCAGGUGAUACCAACGAAAGAUCGAUUGGAGGGUCUGGCUGCGUUCAAGGAGAAGAGGCAUCCCAACUACAAAGGAGAGUGAAGCCACGCUCCUUCUACAAACCGUCCCAGAGUUCUGCCUCCAGUUCUUCAGUUCCACUGCUUCCCACAUAUUUCCGGGUGAAACUGUGCUCGUCGACACAUCAACCUGUACAGCACCCAGAGGACACCCGCUUGACCGCAGGUCAUCAGGGUCGCUCCUGGCUCAUGUUUCUGCCGGUGACAUGAAUGUUCAAGUGGAAAGCACUUGCAGGGUGUGUCACCUACCACUAAGCAAACUAACCAGUCAUUGGCCUCUGCUAACAACACUUACUACUUACCCAAUUAACUUCAAACUGCAGUCUCAAACAUGAAUUAGUGUAAUUGGUUUAUGCAGUCUGCACACUGAUUGGCAGUUGGUCCCCAACCUUCCUGACUAAUGAACCGAUCCAAGAGCCAUUUCUGUGAGUGCUUCACAUGAACGAUGCAUCAGAAGGUUUAUUGCUUUUUACUUAGGUAGAGAUUAACUCCUGGGUUCACAACACUGAACAACACCAGAGGAGUUUGCAUGAAAUCAUAACGUAGACUGUUUUUUUUUUUGCCUUUAAAUAAAGUCCAGAGGGUGGUAUUUACAUUUUGAGACUGAUGUGUAAAAUUUGACGGUAUCUGACUUUGGUGCCUCUGCCUCCCUGUGCUGAUAACAAAAACAAAACAUAGCCUAAAUCAAGUGUGAUGAGAAUAGUUUAAUUUUUCCACAAAAAUAGUGUUUAUGCCAUCAAAAAAAUUUACAUGCUAUAAUGAAAGAAAAACACAGUAGACAUUGUGGCUUUUAGGGCUUCCAAGCAGUUCUCCCAAAUGUUAUUCUGCCUCAUUUGAUUGGUUAACCCUUUAAAACCUGGAUCCACAUCACUUGCACUCAGACACCUUUC